Messenger RNA from Ostrinia furnacalis (Asian corn borer), 633 nucleotides. RefSeq lists its product as uncharacterized. Lineage: Eukaryota; Metazoa; Arthropoda; Insecta; Lepidoptera; Crambidae. The transcript has 3 exons. The record is from RefSeq and is a predicted model, not a curated record. The coding region runs from base 1 to 633 and encodes 210 amino acids.
AUGGUCGCGCACGCCGUCUCCGCGCUUCUCGCGCUCGCCGCGAUCUCGGCGCACGCGCAGGCCGCCGUUUACAGAUGGAUUGCGGCCCAGAAAGAGCGGUGCGAACACCCAGCCUUCGAGGAGAGGGAGGCGGUUCGGCGCGAACCUCGUGAAACUGUGGUCCAGCAGUGGGCAGACCACCUCGCCGUUGCCGAGUCGGGCCGCCGAACCUUGGAUGCGCUCGCGCCGACCAUAGAAAGGUGGCUCGAGCGCCCGCACGGGUACCUUUCCUUCCAUUUGGUGCAGGUGUUGACCGGGCACGGAUGCUUUGGCUCAUAUCUGCACCGCAUUGGGAGGGAAGAGACGCCGUCCUGCCACGCGUGUCGUGGCGGUGCGGAGGACACGGCGCACCAUACCCUUGCGGUAUGUGCGGCGUGGGCUCCGCAGCGCAAUACGCUUAUCGCGGCGGUAGGCCGGGACCUUGUGCUGCCCAGUAUAGUCAAAGCUAUGCUGGACAGCAACGAGGCCUGGGUGGCAAUGGCAUCCUUCUGUGAAGACGUGAUGUGUCAGAAGGAAGCCGCGGAGCGAGAGCGCGAGGAUGAUCCAAACGCGCCCUCGCUCCGGCGACGGCAUUAUUACGACGAUUGCAAAUAA